UAAACCGAGGUUAUUGACUUGUGCCGUGCGGCUCCCAGUUGGAAAAAAUCUGCUUGGAUCAGCCAGAGAAGUGGAUCUGAGGCUCGUCCUGCGAGGUGCUUCGUGCAACGCCCAGCAGCCGCGUGUGUCUCUGCUCUGUUUUUAAAUAACCGGCUUGGAUGGGGCUGUAAAGCUCAACCCCAGCAGCCCGGAGCGUGUUGCGGGCUGUAAAACCCGCCUGCGAGGCUGUAAAUGCCAUUCUCGUGAGUGUGCAAGGAACCUACAGAAGUGUAAUGUCUAAGCCUACCUGGAAUAACAACUCUUGGAAGUUUUUCGGGCUGUACCCGACUCUGUGCAAAACUUAACAAAUCGGCUGCAGCUCCUUCUGCUAAGGAUCAGCCUUGGUACAGAAACAGUGGUAGUUAAAAGGCAGUAAGUAUAUCUGCUAGCUUAAAUGCUGGGGGUUUUUUUCUCUUUUCCUUUUUUUUUUUUUAAUUCACAAGCACAGCUUUUUACUCCUCACACAGUAGGAAUUUGUCAGGAGCUUGCUGGCAUUAAUAGUCUAUUUCAGCUCUUUUCUAUAGCCCAGCAGCUACAGAGGGGGGGAAAAAGCAUGCUUUGUAUGGAGCUGUGGUUGGGUCUGUGCUGCAGUGCCCAUCUGAACUUGGCUGUGUUUAUUUUGUCAGCUUUUGCUUCCCUCUAGUAGUUGCUGGUCCCUUCCUAAACUCACGAAAUCCCACCAUACAAUGCCUAUGCUUGGAUCAGGGUUGUGGCUGCUCCUGCCCUGAACCACUUCUCUUGAUGGUUUUGCUUCUCGAGCUCUUUAUUGCAAACAAGAUAUCUUUGGGUUUCAAUUCUUUGUCUGGCUUUUUAUCUUCUCAAUUGAUCUCCAGAGGAGUGGGACUAGGACAAAACAUGUGGUAUUCCUAACCAGGGAUCCAUGGAGAGGGUUUAAGCUAUUGGAAAAGUGAGUGGCAUUCUUGAAAUGGUGUGGUUGCGUUUAUUUGGGUGUGGAUAUAAUCAUGGUUCUGUGAUACAGUUCCUGCUGAGUUUGAAAUGCUAGUGUCAGUAAAGCCAGAAGGAGAGCCAGACAAAAGCUUGGAGAAAAGUCAGAAUUUCAGUGCCUCUUACUGAUGGUUCAUGGGAAAGUAACGGUUUUGUGUUUGAUUUUCCUAAAGCACUGGGCAUAUGCUUUUUCUUCUCUGUGAAUUACUGUUUGUGAAUAUAUAUAUCUUUACAGCAUCAGAACAUCAGAAACAGCUGGUUUUUGUGCCUAGGUUUCACUUGUAGAGGUAGGUCCUUGUUACAGACUCUGGGUAGUCUGAUGAAAACGGUGUUUAACUACAAAGCUUCGAUUUCUGCUGUUGCUGAUCACAGCAGCCUAACUCCUGGUCUUCCUGGAUCCCUGGAGCAGGGGACGUGCUCUCCUCCUCCUGCUCUGCCUCUGCCAUGCCUGUGUCUCCUCCACCCCACACGUUUCUUAGCCUUGUGUAGAGCUCAGCAGAGAUUUCUUCAUGAAGACUGGAAUGUGUUUAUAUAAUACUUUAUAUAUUAUUUUAGGCUCCUGCUACUCAAGUGUAGGCAAACGCUUAACCUCUUAUUCACCACCAUUAGACGAACCAUGAAAUUGCUGUAGCAGACAUCAAGUCAGGUGCAUCUAAACCAGCUUCUGUUUUUCCUGCCUGGAAGGUUCAUCCUUCAUCAUUUUCCUGGCAAGUGUGGCUACCAAGAGCAGGUUUUCCAGGCCAGGAGUGUUUAGUGGGAGCAUUGAUUGUGAUCCACACCGGUCAAGCAGUGCUGUGCUGAGCUGGGUAUAGUGGGGGCUCUUCUGUGUGGGAGGUGUCGGGAAGGGGGUGAUGUGAGAGGCUCCAUCUCUGCAAAAGCAGGGGUAGGCAGCAGUAGGAACACCAGGCAAAGCUGCUGAAAAGGAGAGAACAACCUGCUGCACUAAAUCACAGACCUCCUGGGGGCACAGCUCCAUAGUUAGCAUCCUCAAAUGGUAUUCCUUUAUUACAGCAUCAUUGUGCAUGGUCCUCUAGAGAGGAAGCAAACAGUCUCUAAAACAAUCUGCUGGCAGCUCAGGCUGGAGUAUUUGAGGUUUUCCAGGGCUCUUUUGCUGUGUCACUCUUCCCUUUAAUGUUCCAGCUCGAAGGUUGUUGUUCUUUCUCCAUCAAAGUGCGUUAAAGAGCCGGUAAGAGUGUCUGCUCCAAGGACAAGGUGUAGAAGGCAGCAACCCAGGGAGAAAAAGAGAUCCUGCAGAACAGCUUUGUUUUGGUGUAAUCUGUCUUAUCUGCAUGUGAUGCAAAGACAGGGCAGUUUUCACAAGACUUGGAGGCUGCGUGGUGACAUGUUUUCUGUCCUUUUAUGAAAUCCACCACGUUAUUUUGAUUAGAGCGCUAACGUAACUCCUGGCAGCCUCAAAUCUCACUGCUAGCAGCUACUUCCCUCCAAAGCCUGAUGUGGUGCUAACAAGCAGAGAGAUCUUGUUCGUCCUGUUUACAUGGAGCUGGGAAGACAGCGUGUUCCGUGGGAGGUGCCAAGGUAGUGCUGCAGUCGGAUAUAAGGUGAAAAAACUCUGUGUGUGCAGACCGGCUGUGGUGGGGCGUGUUAAUUUGUGUUUAGUGGUGUUCAGGAACUCCAGCUGCAAUACUGGCAUGAUGAUGUUCUUUUAUAUCUGAAUACAUAUCUUUUGUAUCUAUGCAUGCAUAGCAUGUUUGUGUUUGUAUAUAUUUAUAUUUUUAUAUAUAUCUAUUCUCUCUCAUGGGAAAGUCCGUGUCCUGAUCAUCUGUGCCUGUGGUCUUCUCACGUAGCUCUCUGUUGUUCAGUUUUUAGGUGGCAGAGACACGGUGAAGCUGCGUGUGGGGCAGGCAGAGCUGAUGGGGGAGCCUGGGGUGUAGCCCAGGAUGGACUGGCUGUGACGAGGUGCCUUAGCUGGAGAGGUCGUUACCAUGAAGAGUUCCUGCAGAGCUGGCCUCCACAGGGAACCGCUGAACUCCACAUCCUCCACCUUCCAUCAAGUCAAACGGGUUUCUGGUAUGCACUUAAAGCCAUAUCUCAAGUUACAGAAGAAAGAGCGAUCCCCAGAAAUAAGCCAGGAUUCCCUGCGAGGCCACCAGGGACCAGCACAAGGAGAAAAAUACGCCAACUGCACCAAACUGAGCGUUUUCCUAAAACCCUCCCUCGUGACUCCAUCUCAAAAGCUUCUGGGGAUUAUUUAUCCAAAUACUAUGUGCAAUAUGAACGGGAAAGGCCCAGCGGAUGGUCCAAGUGCCAGGGAGAAGAAGAACGCCCUGUCUGCCACAAUCCACCAGGGAGAAGAAGGGGAAGGGCCGCUGGAUGUCUGGGCUGUGGUGAAACCUGGCAACACCAAGGAGAAAAUCGCCUUCUUCGCAGCCCAGCAGUGCAGCAGCAACGCCCGCACGGGCUCCAUGAAAAUCAAGAGCACGUGGGACAUCGACGGGAGAACGGCCAAACGCAGGAAAAAAUCGGUGGAUCUUAAAAAAGCCAAAAUUCAGCUGGAAAGAAUGAGGGAGGCAAACGCCAGGUGCUCCCAGCCGGAGCCUUUCGCCUGCGGCAUCGAGCACUGCUCAGUGCACUUCGGCAGUGACAGCGCGGAGGGCGCGUUCCCGGGCCGCUCGCUGUCGGUCAUCGAGAUGGUGGCGUUCCUGGAGCAGCGGGCGAGCGCCCUGCUCGUGGACUGUGCCAAGACCUGCACGGCCGCCUCUGCCACCAGGCUCAGCGCCCAGCCCAAGGCCGCCCUGCCCGGCUCAGACCCCUUCUCCUUGGCCGCAGCGUGCGAGGCGCACGCGGAGCGGGGCCCUGGCGAGCCCCAGGGCGAGCCCGUGCGCGUGCUGGACAUGGUGGCCAAGCUGGAGUCCGAGUGCCUGAGGCGGCAGAGCGAGCGGGAGGCCGGGAGCCUCUCCCGGAACAACAGCUUCCGCAGGAAUGUCGGCAGGGUGCUCCUGGCCAGUGGCACCCAGCCUGAGGGAGAGGUGGAGAAGGGGGUCCCGGCUCAGGGGGACGGGCUGGAGGAGGCAGGGGUGGCAGAGGCUGGAUACGGAGGCCGCUGUGGCCCUCUGGGUGACACCGAGCUGUGGGAUGGCGCUGCCUCUGCCCAGCAGCCGUUUCCUUCGGGGCUGGAUACCCGGGUGGGGAAUGUGAAUUCGGGACUUGCCCAGGCGGUGUUGGCAAUGACAGCUGGCAGGAAUGACACUGAAGCACAGAUUGAGCCUCCCAGGGCUCUGCUGUCCCCAUGUCCAGCUGCUGCCAGGCUGCCACCGGAUCCCUUGCAGAGCAAGAACACGACUGUUGAUUGUACGUCGAAAGAGUCUGUAAUUUUCCCAAAGCAUCCUGCUAGGAAGGAGCCCUUAUGCAUCAGUAUAUCAGUCACCAAGACAGAGAAAGGGUGCAGGAAGGAGAAGCACUCCAGCUCCAGUUCUGGUGAGGAUUCACUCCCAGGGAGGCUGUUUUUCCUCCAGGGUGAGCAGCCUGCUGCUCACGAGCAACAGCCACAGCAGGAGAAUAUCCAGGAGAAGCCAGGGAAAGUAGCCCAAAAUGAGGAUGAGGAUGCUCUGGCAUCUGGUAGAUCAUGUGUCAGAAGCAGUGUCCCUACAGAGCCAUUGGCCCCUUCUGUCCCUCCCACAGAAGGGGCUUUGCAAGUACUUGAUGCUUCCUGCCUAAAGCGGCAGGUUUCGCAUGACUUUCUGGAGACCAGGUUUAAAAUCCAGCAGCUUUUGGAGCCUCAGCAGUACAUGGCCUUCUUGCCUCACCACAUCAUCGUGAAAAUCUUUGGAUUGCUUCCCACCAGGAGCCUGGUUGCCCUAAAAUGCACUUGCUACUACUUCAAAUUCAUCAUCGAGUACUACAACAUCAGGCCGGCGGACUCGCGCUGGGUCCGCGACCCCCGCUAUCGGGAAGACCCUUGCAAGCAGUGCAAGAAGAAAUACGUGAAGGGGGACGUGUCCCUGUGCCGGUGGCAUCCCAAGCCCUACUGCCAGGCUCUGCCCUACGGGCCUGGCUACUGGAUGUGCUGCCACCGCUCCCAGAAGGGCAUCCCGGGCUGCAAGUUGGGUCUCCAUGACAAUCACUGGGUCCCUGCCUGCCACAGCUUUAACCGCGCCAUCCAUAAGAAAACCCGAGGAGCGGGAGCAGAGGUGGAAGAGGAAUAUUAGUGCACACUUUCCUGUGAGAUUGUUUGGGGGAGGAGGAGGAGAAGAAGAUUCUCAUGCCUUGUGCUGUUUACAGUGUAUAUAGUUGUCGUGAUGAUUUUUUUUUUCUCACAGGGCUAUGAAACUGCACAUACUCAAACACAAGAGCCUUUACCUUUUAGAUUAAAAGAGAGCUUUUAGUCCAUCUCUGUAAAUAACACUAUAAAAACUAAUUAUGUACAUACAGAGUCUACAGCUGGCUGAACAAGGUAACCCUACAAUGCAGCUAUCCCAGUGUUGCGGCUAUAGGUGUGUGUGUUUUUAAGUGUCUUGUUUCAAAAUCUGUAUAUCCUGUAUAAUAUAUGAAUGUUUCUGAGAAGAAACUCUAAAUAGGUAAAGGUCAACGUGUUUAAAGAAGCUGCAGACAACUUAACUGGACAACCUGAAACUUAGACUAUAGAGCAGAUCCAUUAUAGUAGUGUGGCAGUGGAUUUAAAAAAAAAAAAAAAAGAGAGGAAUAUUAUUGUAUAGUCAGAAUAUAAAAAAAAGUUCUUGUCUACCUUACCCAUGUUGUCUGGUUGGGGUUCUUUUUUUACAUAAAUAAAAUGUGCAUUCUAGAUCUGCCUUACCAGACUUUCUCUUGUAAGACUUUUGCCCCAAAAUAAAAAUGCAGAAACUUGGUGCUGUGCUGUA
Molecule: messenger RNA, 5819 nt
Organism: Corvus hawaiiensis (hawaiian crow)
Lineage: Eukaryota; Metazoa; Chordata; Aves; Passeriformes; Corvidae
Gene: FBXO34
Product: F-box protein 34
Exons: 4
Coding region: 2928-5150 (740 amino acids)
Molecular function (GO): protein binding
Source: RefSeq, a predicted model, not a curated record